Coffea eugenioides is the source of this 2213-nucleotide messenger RNA. RefSeq names its product protein trichome birefringence-like 6. Bases 386 to 2056 code for a protein of 556 amino acids. The transcript has 5 exons. Lineage: Eukaryota; Viridiplantae; Streptophyta; Magnoliopsida; Gentianales; Rubiaceae. Gene Ontology annotation, cellular component: Golgi apparatus. Gene Ontology annotation, molecular function: O-acetyltransferase activity. The record is from RefSeq and is a predicted model, not a curated record.
AAAUCGUCGAUACCCGCGUCUGAGUUUUGCCUGCCUCUGCUCCGCUUGCCUGCUUUAACCGCUCCCCCCAGCACCACGAUCUGCUUUGCUCUCUCUUGCACUUUUAUCAGUUUGAGUUUUCUAUCCCAUCGCAUUAAUAUUUCAAUGCUUAGAGCUUCUUUUCUUUUCUGCAGCGACAAGUAGUAGUAGUGUAUUGAAAGAGCAACCGCACACCGCAAUGUCCUUCUUUCCCUAUUAACGGUACCAAAUCUAGUUUGACUACUGAUUCUCUGCAGUGCUGUAAUCCAAACCAUUUAACCUGUAGUAUAUAUUCUACUACUGUAUUUCCUAAUUAAACUUGCAAUGAUUAGUACCCACUACAGUGGAGAAGCAGAGAGGUCUUUCGAUGAAGCCCGCUAGAUUUCUGGUGUUUCCUCUCACAAUCUCUUCCUCUUUAACCUUUCUCGCCGUCUUUUCCAUUUGGGUUCUCAAAGCUACCCCUCCAUUUCAACGCCAACAGACCCCUCCUCUUCAUCUCCCCUUCAACCAGACUCCUCUGCAGAGUUCCGGUCGCUUCCUACCAGUUCCUGUGGUCUCGAAAACUCUAGAUCCUCAUGUUUACCAGGGAGAUCUUUCAGCAAAAAGCAUCAAUUUCUUCCCGACAGGUGGAAACGUGGACACUUCGGCUUCCGACGAUGCAAGUGAUCCGAGUACAGCAACAACAGCAGCUAAUGAAAUCCAAAUACAAGUAGGUACUACUAGUUUCAACGGCAUCCAUAGAUCCAAUACUACUAGUACUACUACCGCCUCGGAUACAAAAUUCUCAGCACUUGCUCCCAACAAGAAUAUUGUGCCUAGAAAACCAGGAAAUACAUCUGGGAGUCCCCUGCAUCCGACGUCAGCGUUGCCCAGUCAAGAUUUGAGGGCCAAAUUAUACAACAACAGCGGGCAUGUUCCUGAUAAUCACGAGGUAAAACUUUUGAGCGGGAUAAAUCCAAUGCACGAAAACAGCAGAGUGAGUAGAAGUAGUGGGAGUGAGCUAACAUGUGAUGUUACCAAUGGGAUGUGGGUAUUUGACCAAAGUUAUCCCUUGUAUCGAAAUACUACUUGUCCCUUCAUUGACGAAGGCUUUAAUUGUGAGACUAACGGAAGGUUGGAUAGAGAUUACAUGAAAUGGAGGUGGCAGCCUCAAGCUUGCAACAUUCCCAGGUUUAAUGCAAGCAAGAUGCUGGAAUUGAUUAGAGGAAAGAGGCUGGUUUUUGUUGGCGAUUCUUUGAACAGAAAUCAGUGGGAAUCCAUGCUAUGUUUGUUAAUGGGAGCUAUCAAGGAUCCGAAGAAGGUUUACGAGACCAGAGGGCGAAAAAUCACGAAAUCCAAGGGAGAUUACCGUUUCAAGUUCGCGGAAUACAAGUGUACAGUUGAAUUCUACGCGACCCAUUUUUUAGUUCACGAGAGCAAGGCAAGAAUCGGCAAGAAACGGGUGCAGACCUUGCGUAUCGACACAAUUGACAAAGGCUCUUCAAAGUGGAGAGGUGCUGAUAUUCUGGUCUUCAACACUGCCCAUUGGUGGAGCCACCAUAAGACGAAAGCAGGGGUCAACUACUACCAGGAAGGUGACCAAAUUCACCCCCGUCUUGAAGUUUCAGUAGCCUUGAGAAGAGCUCUGGCGACUUGGGCAUCUUGGGUCGAUAAAUUUGUCAAUCCACGCAAGACGCGAGUUUUCUUUAGAAGUUCAGCGCCUUCGCAUUUCAGUGGAGGUCAAUGGAAUGCUGGUGGCCACUGCAAAGAAGCUUCUGAACCUACCAACGCCACUUUCGGCACGAGCCCUGCGAUAAAUGGCCUCGUAGAGGAGGUCAUAAGGCGGAUGAAAACCCCUGUGACCUUUCUGAAUAUUAGUGGGUUGUCUAGCUAUCGGAUAGAUGGCCAUCCAUCUGUAUUCGGAAGACCAUCAGAGAAGGGCAGCUUUUCAGGCAUUCAGGAUUGCAGCCACUGGUGUCUACCAGGGGUCCCAGACUCUUGGAACGAGUUGUUGUAUUACCAUUUGCUAUUUGAUGUCACGAACAGCCACGCAGAGUAAAUAGUGUGUCGUCUGAAAGAACGAGAGUGAAGGCUGCAGCUGCAUGCUUUUACCUCAAACACAAAUGUAUAGUGCGUUUCUUGUCAAAAAGGUACAUUCAAUUUUAACAAAGCCCAUUUGCACUGAUGGAACUUUUGAAAUGUCUCGCUCAGAAGUU